Oppiella nova is the source of this 477-nucleotide messenger RNA. Lineage: Eukaryota; Metazoa; Arthropoda; Arachnida; Sarcoptiformes; Oppiidae. The record is from the annotation of a GenBank genome assembly.
AUGACUGAUGACGACAAUGACAUGAGAGUGAAAAUCAAUUUGAAUUCCUUUUUAGGCGACAGUUUCAGAGCUGCCGCACGUGUUAUCAUUCGGGGCGAAGUGCCCACAGCCAGGCCUAAGCUUUUGUUGGUUAUAUCGCGCGAUAAUAUGAGACUCAAGACAUUUGCCAAGAACUGUUGUUUUAUGAGUAAAUACUCGAGUGAUUGUCUUUGCCAGAAGAUGUAUCGACAAGAAGUGGCGGCAAUGAGUGAUACUUUGAAUUUCUCUUCAGUACCCGAUUUGCUGCUUUCAAAUUCAGCACAGAAUAUUCUGAUAUUAUCCUACUUUCCACUAAUGAGAAGCCCUAACCGAUCGGUUCGGGUUAGGUUUUCCAUAGCAUAUGCCUCUCCCGCGUGUAAUAUCAUGAUCUGUCCAAUUGAUGCCAUCUUCUUGAACAGAGCCCUAGAUAUCAUGAUUGGCUCGAAUAAUGUUUGGUAA